Molecule: messenger RNA, 1251 nt
Organism: Copidosoma floridanum
Lineage: Eukaryota; Metazoa; Arthropoda; Insecta; Hymenoptera; Encyrtidae
Source: RefSeq, a predicted model, not a curated record
AUGGGGAGCGUUGAAAUUGUCAUCCAGUCUCGCAUCAAUAAGUUCCAAAAAACGUUAAACUGCCUUAUCGUCCCAAAUAUAACUAGUGCUAUUCCUAAUAAACCCUUUCCUCGAGAAGCAAUCGACAUACCUAAUGGGAUUCGAUUAGCUGACCCACAGUUCCACGUUCCACGUUCCGUUGACAUCCUCAUAGGCUCAGGUGAAACACUCUCAUUCCUAUCCAUUGGGAAACUUUAUCUGUCAAGAAAUAAUUGCGAUUUGUAUUUACAAAAAACUCAGCUAGGGUGGGUAAUAGUAGGAGGCAUUAAGUCAAAUCCAGAGGGCGUUGCUACAUGUAAUUUGGUAGAAUUGAACGAACAACUCGCGAAAUUUUGGGAAUUGGAGGAGGUUAGUAAUCAGUCAGUUUUUACCACGGAGGAGAGCGCAUGCGAAAAUCAUUAUGUACAGAAUACCAGACGUGAUGAUAGUGGUAGGUAUAUCGUUAGGCUGCCUUUUAAAUCACCAAGUCCAGAAUUAGGGGAUUCUCGUUCUAAAGCCUUCCAGCUACUGCAAGCUAUGAAACAUCGAUUUAAGGGUAAUCCUAACCUCGAAGUAGAAUAUACAAAGGUUAUGCAGGAAUAUGUAGACUCAAAUCACAUGACACUGAUAGAAGAUAAGGGUGCCGGGGGAUAUUGUAUGCCCCAUCACGCCGUUGUCAAACCAUUUAGUACCACAACGAAGACCCGAGUAGUUUUCAAUGCAUCUUCCAAGACCGAUAAAAAUCUUUCGCUGAAUGACAUGCUCAUGGUGGGGCCUACAAUUCAACCAAAACUCUUCAACCACCUCCUCAGGUUUCGCACUCAUACUUACGUCGUUACUGCAGACAUAGAAAAGAUGUAUAGACAGAUUUUAGUAGAUCCCCGGGACCGGCCCUAUCAACGAAUUCUAUGGGUACAUCAGGGUAGAAUUAGGACUUACGAGCUGAACACGGUUACCUUUGGAGUAUCAUCCGCUCCCUUUCUAGCUAUUAGAACGAUUCAUCAGUUAGCAGAGGAUGAAAGGGCAAAUUUCCCUAGGGCUAGUGUUAUCUUAAAGCGGGAUUUUUAUGUAGAUGAUCUACUUACUGGGGCAAACUCUUUACAGGAGGUUUUACAGAUUCGGGAUGAGUUAAUUCAAUUGUUAGCUAGCGGGGGGUUUCCGAUUAGAAAAUGGGCUUCAAAUCACGCUCAUGCACUUGACGACUCAGAGGGGAGGGUCUUUAAAAUGGANUAA